UGAAAGAGACGAUCGUUUUGUUAAAAUUAUUUUUUACAUCAAGUAAUUUUAAGAAUACUUGUAAACAUAAAAAAUAUCUUAUAAUAUGGAUAUUACUAGGUAUCUGCGCUGUUUACAUUAAAAAAACACUAUUUCACGCAUCACUGCCCAUGCUGUUAAAAACUAUGGCAACAAACAAUAAUGUAGAUGUGUAUACUAUGAAAAAUCAUAAUAGCGUAUAUUAAAUAGAGUUGAACGUUUCGUAAAAAUCAAUGUUAUAGUGAUUGAAAAUAAAAUUAGUUAUGCCAAUUGUAGUGAAAAAAUUUACUUGGUGGCAAACCGAGAGUAAAGUGUUAGUAAAAGUCGAAAUACCUUUUGUUUCUCAAAAGAAUGCCACUGUGUUGACGUCAAGUAAACUGCUUAAAAUUAGUCAUUUGCCACAUAUUUUUGAAAUAUUGCUUUGGGAUGAGAUUAAUGAAGACCAAAGUAAAUGCACGUUUAGUAACGACCAUGUAUUGUUUGAGUUGGAAAAAACCAGUAAUAGGCAUUGGGAGAGCUUAGAGUUGCAAAAGCCGAAAGAUGAAUUAAAAAUAAUUAAAAACGAUAUCUUAAACGAAAUUGCUGAACAACACCGAAAGAAAAUUGAAGAAAAAAAAGCCCUCAAAGCAAAACGAGAUCGAUUAUCUGUACAAGAACAAAUAGAUCGAGAUAAUGAUGAACACAAACGUAUUCAGAGCAUCAGAGAAGAAGAAAAAAAUAAAGUGUUGGAAGAGUUAUAUUCAUGGAAGUCCAAUGAAGUUGUACAUAAUCAGUGCAAUAGAAGCUCGGUUAGUAUCAAAGAAAUUUUCGACGACACCGAAAGUACUAAAUUUAUGACAAAGCAUGAUGUUAAAUCCGCAGAAAAAGAACAUGUUGUAGAAGUACCAAAGCCUAGAAGUUUUAAAACGGUUGAAGUCAAUUUUACGCCUAGACAUUUUCCCACGCCCAGCAGAGAAUCGACCCAAGCGGAAGAGCAAGAAUGGCUGAAAAAACAAAUGGACGCUCGGAGAGCUGCUGGUUUUGUAGAAGAAGAUCUUAGGCCGGAAGAGCACGAUCCGGAUUGGUGUUUGGCUAAAGGAGACACAUUCACGACGGAACAUAACUACAUAGGAGCUAUAAGCGCAUACUCGCACGGCAUAAAGUUAAGUCCGAAAAUGGCCGUACUUUACUUAAACCGGUCGAAAGCACACAUCCGUGUGAAAAAUUACCACAAGGCCAUCGAAGAUGCUACAACGGCAUUGGAAUUAAUGGUACCCCGCGUCGAUGGAAAUUUGCUGUGGAGAGCCGAGGCGUAUUUUAAUCGGGCCAUAGGGUUAAUCGAAUUGGAAAACGCGCAUUUAGCCGUCGACGAACUUAAAGCGGCAAUGACGUUGGUGCCGGCACGUUGCGAUAUUUACGGGCCAGAAUUGCAACGUGCCAUAAAUUUAGCUUCUAUACACAAAGAAGCCUGCGACAGGGCUAAUAAUUCAGGCAACGCUCCGACCAUCGUGUAUAAAUAAAAGUAUAGCAUUAAACGUGAUUUGAAUGAUUAUGCGAUAAUUGUACAUAUGGGAAUAAAUAUAUACAUUCACAGUUAAUAUUAUAUUAUUAUUAUAAAAA
Molecule: messenger RNA, 1617 nt
Organism: Adelges cooleyi (spruce gall adelgid)
Lineage: Eukaryota; Metazoa; Arthropoda; Insecta; Hemiptera; Adelgidae
Product: dynein axonemal assembly factor 4-like
Exons: 7
Coding region: 282-1517 (411 amino acids)
Biological process (GO): outer dynein arm assembly; inner dynein arm assembly; cilium movement
Molecular function (GO): protein binding
Source: RefSeq, a predicted model, not a curated record